Messenger RNA from Nothobranchius furzeri (turquoise killifish), 2061 nucleotides. Its product is annotated as OX-2 membrane glycoprotein. Gene Ontology annotation, cellular component: axon; neuronal cell body; cell surface. Gene Ontology annotation, biological process: heterotypic cell-cell adhesion; negative regulation of neuroinflammatory response. Gene Ontology annotation, molecular function: cell-cell adhesion mediator activity. The record is from RefSeq and is a predicted model, not a curated record. Lineage: Eukaryota; Metazoa; Chordata; Actinopteri; Cyprinodontiformes; Nothobranchiidae.
UGGUGCACACCAGGAAUUAAAAACAACUUCCUCAUCCUGGUUUUGGAAUUAGGAUUACAUUAUUAUGAUGAUAAUUGUGUUUAAUCUCCCGAGUCUCAGAUUGUUUCAGACCCUGAGCUUAACUCAUCCAUCAUCUCUUCCUAGACAAGGCAGCGAGGUUUCCCUCUGACAUGAAGUUACCAUCACUGGACCGAGCUCCAGGAAGGUCUUCGUGGACUUCCUCUGGACAGUUUCAUGAGAGAAAUGACACAAUGUGCUGCAGAGUAGAUACAACAACCACGACCCUCAAAAAGGAAGCAGCAGCAUCACUUACUGAAGUGAAACCACAGAUUUGAUCAGAUUAAGGUCAGAAUAAUCUGCUGUUUUUGUCUCAUGUUGUAAAUAAUAAAUGUUCAUCAUGGUCUUUUCACUGAUGUUGAUUAUUUCCUGUCAUUUCCUCCUCCUCGUGAGGGGAGUCUCCAGGAAACGGGUGCUGAGAGUUCCCAUGACUGAAAUCACGCGGGUUCAAACCUCAAAAUGCCCGACGGCCGAAGGGAAGUUCUGGUGUCGCUGAUUACCACGAGGAGCUGUCGGUGCAAGCAGAAGUACAGCGAGUAUUUACUGGAUGUCAUAGACUUCCCUAUGAAGCAAAACAGAAAGCAGCAGAAUGAUCGUCCUUCUGGUUGGAAUCCUUUUGGCAUCUAAAGCCAGCUCCUCUCAAAUCAGCGGACAUGGAAGUUCAACAGUCGAAUUUGGAGGAAACGCGAGUUUCACCUGCACAGUUGCACCUACAGCAGGUGUGCUCCAGGUGACGUGGCAGAGGCCUUCAGGUGAAGCCAUAGAAAACUUAGCCACGUUCAGUAAACAGUUUGGAGAGCAGGUGAACGAGCCCUACAGAGGAAAGUUGAGCUUCACGGAGAAGUCUCUGAACUCGUCCUCCAUCACCUUAAGGAACGUGACAUGGGAGGAUGAAGGAUGCUACGUUUGUGCCUUCAACGUUUUUCCUGAAGGGUCCAAAAGGAAACAGUUUUGCCUGACGGUACAAGGAAUAUCCAAGGUGAGCACAAGCCACAUUCCCACCAACAGACCCAACACAGAAUUCAGACAGGAAGUGUUCAGCUGCUCAGCUACAGGAAAACCAGCUCCGUCCAUCAGCUGGGACGUCUCACCUGGAGCUGAGACUCCAACCGAACCACAGACGAGUACGGUCUCCAACGGCGACGGAACCGUGACCAGCAGCAGCAGCAUCACACUGGGAAUUGCUGCAGACUGGACGGGAACAGUGGACUGUCUGCUGAACAAGGAAAAGCGAGGAGGAAAACUGGAACGUGUCUUCUCCUACCGCAGAGAGGAGCAGAAAGAAAACAGGUAUCAUCACAUCUCAAUCAUCAUCACUUUAGUCAUGUUCAUCUCCUUGACCGUGGUAUCAGCUGUAGUGAUCCGACACAGGUUAAAGAAGAAACAAGAGCGCAGAGAUCUGAUUCCCUGACCAGACCCCGGUGUUCCUCACCACCUGUAAUGUUAAUAAGCCAAAGCUACAGCUAAAGCUGCUUUACUAGGAAACAGGAUGUUAGUAGUUUAUAAACUACAACCCAGAGCUUCGUGUUGUUAAACUACUGCUCGGCUUUUAAACCUGCAGCACUUUAACCUGGAGCCGGGGAGACUUUUGAAUGUAAAUAGAUCAGAGCUGGUAGAUUUAGCAGCCUGUGCUGCCACCUAGUGUCAACAAACAAAUAUUACACCAGACUCUGGAGCCUAAAGACUUAAAUUCUUAAUCUGAUAAAAAUUAGCUUUCUGAUUAAAACACAUACCUCAAAUAUUUUAGGUUCAAUGUUCCUUUUGGCACUCUUUUUGCACUUUAUCAUAAUUUAUUUGUUGUUCUGAUGCAGAUUUAUGUAAAAGAUUAUGGUGUUGUUCUAAUGUUGUAUUAACCUGUGGAUCUGUGCAUGCUAGAGUAUUUAUUAUCACAAGAAUUUAUUAGAGGUGAACUCAUCAAGUGGUCUGAAAUGUGUGGAAGGUUUUAGUAAGUAUUUAUGAUAGCAGAGUGGCAUGUGGACAAAUUAAAAGAUGUUUAAUUAUAAA